Messenger RNA from Fonsecaea pedrosoi CBS 271.37, 732 nucleotides. RefSeq lists its product as uncharacterized. The coding region runs from base 1 to 732 and encodes 243 amino acids. The transcript has a single exon. NCBI's taxonomy places the organism in Eukaryota, Fungi, Ascomycota, Eurotiomycetes, Chaetothyriales, Herpotrichiellaceae. The record is from RefSeq and is a predicted model, not a curated record. Gene Ontology annotation, cellular component: nucleus. Gene Ontology annotation, biological process: regulation of transcription by RNA polymerase II. Gene Ontology annotation, molecular function: DNA-binding transcription factor activity, RNA polymerase II-specific; RNA polymerase II cis-regulatory region sequence-specific DNA binding.
AUGUCCGGCAAGUACAGCUGCACAGAGUGUGACAAGAGCUUCACAGCCAGAAGCACUCUCAAUGGCCAUCUGGCGAGCGUUCAUCUCGGAGAGCGCUCGGUCUGUGAUGCCUGUCAAAAGGUCUUCACAGACAAGUCCAACUUCCGCAGGCACAGAAAGACCUGCUCCGGCAACGCCGGCCUUUACAGGUGCGCAUGGCACCAGCUCGGUUGCAACCACACCAGCAACCGUGUCGACAAUGUGAAGCGGCACGUCAGAUCGUGCCCUCACAAGCCCAUUGCUUGGGCAGGCGAGUUCCCAGCACCCAUCAGGGCUGGACUCGUUCAGAGUGGCCAGGUCCCAGACAACGGGACGCCACAGACCUCCGGGCAGCAGCAACUGCCCCAAGACGCCUCCGCCCUGGCUCAAGGGCCUGCUGUCACGCCCACGAUGGGCGUGGAUGCCUCCCAGCAAGGCAUCGACUUGGCACUGGGCGAUCCCACCGAUCCGGUGUGGUUCGCCGCCAAUUUCCCGCAAUUCGACGGGUACUGGGGACAAGACGUACCCCAACAGGCACCGGGUGCAGGGCCUCAAUACCCAGCGGCCCUGCCGGCCACUGGCGGCUUCCAACAGGGCAUUGGCACUGGGUGGAACGCCGUCGACAACGGCCUGUUCACAGGUUAUGGGACUGGCGGAGAUACCUUCUUGACAAACGCUCCCGCACUAGCCAGUGAUUUCACUGGAUUCUUCUAG